AUUUUUUUCUUCUCUUACAAAAUUUUCCUUUGUAAUUAAAAGGUAACUUUUAGUUUAAUUCUAAUUGUUUCUACUGGAAUUUAAUUGUUUUAUUUUCCAUUUUAAUGUUCCUGUGACUGGACUUGGAUUGGAUUGGAUUUCAUUGGAAAAUAUUCUCUGGAUUUGGUUUCUUUGCGCUUUGUUUUCUUCUUCUAUUGUUGGUUUGGUGAUCAGUGUUUUUUUUUUGGUUAUUUGUUUUUGGGUUUUUUGUUUGUUUUUUAGUAUUAUGAGUGAACAUAAUAACAACAACAACAAUGAAAGUGAUACUGAUUAUGUUGGACUGGUUAAUGAGAUAAAAGAAAUUGUUUUUAAUAAUCUUACACAAGCGGGUAGGAAAAAGUACAACGAGAAGUUAAGGGUUGACUUUGAUAGGUUGGUCAACCUGAUUGAAAAAGGUCAACGUAAACAUGAGACUGAAGAUAUGAUUCUUAAACGUUUGGAUGAGAUAGAGAAAAAGAUUGAAAAUAAACCUGGUCCUGGUGGUACUUCAGGAGGUGAUAAUUUAACUGUUGGUGGAGGUGGAAUUAAUUCACUUGAUGGUUUUCUUAAUGAUAAUUAUUUAUCACCUUCUCUUGUUGAAAUUACUUCUUCCAAUUCAUCUCACCAUCAUCAUGGUAAAUUAUUUCAUGGGUCUCACCUUCUCACUGGUUCCAAUAGUCAUUUCCAGAAGGUAUUAAACUCAUGGUAUGGAGUAUCUAAGCAAACCUGGAGGUGUAUUUAUCGUGCUCAUACCCACGGAUUUUCAGCUGACUCUUUCCAUCAUCACUGUGAUAACAUUUCUCCCACUUUUACCUUGAUCCUGGGUCAUAAUGGUGACAUUUGUGGCGGAUUUACUGAUGUCCCUUGGUCAAUACCUGCCGAUCCAAAAGGCCGUUACAUUACCUCAGAGAAAUCUUUUCUAUUCAGUUUGAUUAAUAGAGAAUCAACGGAUCCAAUUAAAUUUGAUGUGAUUAAAAAACGUUUUGCAAUCGUUCAUCAUCAAAGAUACGGACCAAUAUUCGGAGGUGGAGCUGAUCUUGCAAUAUCUGAUAAAUGUAAUUCCAAUAUGGAAAGUUACUCAAAUUUACCCCAUUCUUUUGAUGGUGAACAUGCAAAUAAUUAUAUACUCAUGGGCGAUUAUCAUUUCUGUGUUAAAGAUUAUGAAGUAUUUACUCUGUCCUCUAAAUGACAUAAAACUCACAUACAGUAAGCGUACAACCAUUUUGGUCAAUUGCAAUACAACAAGUGGCUAAUACAAACAAACACUAAAUUUAAACGACAUACUCAACAUGAUUUAUAGCUCAAAAAUAUCAACUCAGUCAAACAAAUUAACCGCAGAGUGUAACCAAAUACACCUAAACAAUUUACCAUGGACCAUGUACAAAUUUCCACCCACUCAACUUCCUUCUUGUGGCAAAUCUGGUUAAUACUCUAAUCAACAACAAUUAAGUCUCUACUAUUGGUAAAUUUCUACCUCAACCUACCUUAAUUACUUCAAAACGAUUUGAAAUCAACUGAACAUCUGAUUAUCGUCACAAUAUAAUAAUUCAUAUUCUGUUUCACCAACUCAAAAGCAACAACAAAAAACUUUUCAACCUCUCCAAUUGAAUCAAUCAAGUCAAUUGUUGGAAAGUGAAUUGAAAAUCAUCCGUUUUCAAUCAAAAGGAUAAAAGAAAAAUGGUUAAUGGUUAGAUAACUUUAUCAAGUUAAUUUAAUACCAUUUAAUAUCUUUACCAAAUUACAUCUUAAUAUAAGACAAAAAAAAGUGUCACAUCAAAAGGGAGACCAUAAAACCGUAGCAAAUGUUGUAAACCCGAUUAGAUGCCAACCAUGUCGACGAAGAUGAAGAAAAAGUUAAUUACAAUUAACUUUACAUUGUGAUCUUCAGCCCGUUUAAAUUGUAAUUAGUAGCAGACUAAUACACACUAACAAUUUGAAAUCGAACAAAUUAAACCAGGAAAUUAAUUAAGCAACACAAAUCAAAUCAAAUGUACCAUUGAUGCUCAAAGAUGGUUAAUUAAUUAAUAUCACCAAGACCAAGUUACAAUCAACUUAUAAUUUUUUUUCCUACUCACUAUUACUUCAAUAUUCACAAACAAUUAACAAAUAUUACAUAACCAAUUGAUUGUCCAACUAAAAAGUUUUCUUAAUGGUUGGAAUACAAAUCACUGGAUACAAACAAUCAGCAGGAGAUAAACAAUUUAAUACCAGUAAUCAAGUGAUAAUAAACAAACAAUCAGUUGACAAAAAAAACAAUUUAUAAUAAACUUGUUAUCAUGUCACAAAUAUUUUUUAAUAUUUGGUUUGUAUCAUUUGUACAAUUGUAAUUAACAAUUAUCAUUAUUGA
This is a messenger RNA of Panonychus citri (citrus red mite), 2365 nucleotides long. RefSeq lists its product as uncharacterized. NCBI's taxonomy places the organism in Eukaryota, Metazoa, Arthropoda, Arachnida, Trombidiformes, Tetranychidae. The transcript has a single exon. Bases 266 to 1207 code for a protein of 313 amino acids. The record is from RefSeq and is a predicted model, not a curated record.